Molecule: messenger RNA, 2142 nt
Organism: Neomonachus schauinslandi (Hawaiian monk seal)
Lineage: Eukaryota; Metazoa; Chordata; Mammalia; Carnivora; Phocidae
Product: zinc finger protein 709-like
Exons: 4
Biological process (GO): regulation of DNA-templated transcription
Source: RefSeq, a predicted model, not a curated record
AUGCAUGGGAUGUUUCAGGACUCAGUGGCCUUUGAGGAUGUGACUGUGAACUUCACCCUGGAGGAGUGGGCUCUUCUGAAUCCAUCCCAGAAGAAACUCUACAGAGAUGUGAUGCAGGAAACCCUCAGGAACCUGGCCUCAAUAGGAGAAAAAUGGGAAGACCGUAAUAGUAAAAGUCUGUAUGAACAUCAGCAGACAGAUCUAAGAAGCCAUUAAUAACAUGCUUCUCAUUUUUACAGCAGGCCUGUGGUAGAGAGUCCCUGUAAAAAUAAAGAAGGUAGUCCGUGUGGAGAAUCCUUCAGCCGGAAUCCAAAUCAUAAGCAGAUAAAGAAAACUCCUACUGGAAUAAAAUUGCGUAAAUGCAGUUUUUGUGGACAAGUGUUCAGGCAUCAUUCAUCCUUUAGCAGGCAUAUGAUCUCUCACACUGGCCACAAACUAUAUGAGUAUCAGGAAUAUGAAGAGAAGCCUUAUAAAUGUAAGGAAUGUGGGAAGGCCUUCAAGCAUCGCCAAUCCAUUCGAGUACACGUAAGGACUCACACUGGAGAGAAACCGUACAAGUGCAAGCACUGUGGGAAGGCCUUCAAGCAUUGCCAAUCCAUUCGAAAGCACGAGAGGAUUCACACUGGAGAGAAACCCUACGAAUGCAAACAAUGUGGAGAAACAUUCAGAUAUCGCCACAACUUUCAAAAACAUGAGCGAACUCACACUGGAGAGCAGCCCUAUAGAUGUAAGCACUGUGGCAAAGCCCUCAGUUGUCUCAGUUACUGUCGAAUUCAUGAAAGAACUCACACUGGAGAGAAACCGUAUGAAUGUAAGCAAUGUGGGAAGGCCUUCAGUUAUGCCAGUUACAUUCGAAUCCACGAGAGAACUCACACUGGGGAAAAGCCCUAUGAAUGCAAGAAGUGUGGGAAAUCCUUCAGUUGUCCGAAUUAUUUUCGAAAACACGAAAAGACUCACACUGGAGAGAAACCCUACGAAUGUAAGCAGUGUGGCAAAGGCUUCAGUUGUCCUAGAUCCUUUCGAAGUCAUGAAAAGAGACACAGGGGUGAGAAGCCCUAUGAAUGUAAAAUUUGUGGUAAAACCUACAGUUGUCCCAUCUACUUUCGAAAUCACGAAAGGAGACACAGUGGGGAAAAAUCCUAUGAAUGUAAAAUAUGCGGCAAGUCCUUCAGUUGUCCAAAGUAUUUUCGAAAACACGAAAGAAGUCACACCGGAGAUGAACCCUGCGAAUGUGGACCUUAUAAGUGUAAGGAGUGUGGGAAAGUCUUCGAUUGUCCCAAUAACUUUCGGUGUCAUGAAAAGAUACACAGUGGAGAAAAGCCAUAUGAAUGUAAGGAAUGUGGCAAAGCUUUCAGUUCGUCCAUGUCCCUUCAAAACCACGAAAGAAGUCACAGUAGGAAAAAACCUCAUGAAUGUAAGGAAUGUGGUAAAGCCUUCAGUUUUCCCUGUUCCCUUCAAAAACAUGAAAGAAGUCACACUGGGGAGAAACCAUAUGAAUGUAAGCAGUGUGGGAAAGCCUUCACUUAUCUCAGUUCUAUGCAAAAGCAUGAACGAACUCAUAGCGGAGAGAAACCCUAUGAAUGUAAGCAGUGUGGGAAAGCCUUCAUUUAUCUCAGUUCUAUGCAAAAACAUGAAAGAACUCAUAGCGGAGAGAAACCCUAUGAAUGUGAGCAGUGUGGGAAAGCCUUCAUUACUCUCUCAAAUGUUCAGAGGCACAUGAUCAAGCACACUGGAGAUGGACCUUGUAAGUGUAAGGAGUGUGGGAAAGCCUUCGAUUGUCCUAGUUCAUUGCGAACCCACGAACGUACUCACACUGGGGAGAAACCCUAUCAGUGUAAACAUUGUAGUAAAGCCUUCACUCGUUCUAGUUCUUUACGAAACCAUGAAAGAACUCACAAUGGAGAGUAGCCAUGUGAAUGUAAAGAAUAUGGAAAAUUCUUCAGUUGUUCUAGUUCUUUCUGAAUACAUGAAGUAACUCACACUGGAGAGAAACCUUAUCAACACAAACAAUAUGGUAAAGUCGUUACUCCCUGUGAUGUUCAUAUACAUGGAAUUCAUACCAGAGACAAACUCAUUGUAGGGAAAGUCGUGCAAACUUUCAUUGGGGACACAAGAGAGUGCACAUGGGGAGAAACCAUAUAA